ACAAUGGUGCUAGCCUCUUUUCCAGAAGAAUAUUUCUAUCAUUCAGAUCCAGUUAUUAUGUAUGCUGCAGUUCAUGAUCGUAAACAUUUAGUGGAUCCUUAUACCAAAGGAAUUAUCAUGAAAGGUGGAUAUAGAUACACAGCCUUUGUUUCAAUGAAAGAGGAAUUACGACUACCUUACCCUUACGGUUCAAACUGCAUGGAUUACUUGAAAGAAUGGAGGAAAAACAAUGGCACUGGACCGCUGAACGAGUUAGCAUGCAUUGAGUACUGUAAAUUGAGAAAACUGAAAUUUAAUAAUGAAUGCAUUGAUGAACAUACUUGGUAUGCACCUCACCGUGAAACUUUGUGUAAUAUAGGUCAAGAAAGAGUUACUGAUAAAAUUAUUAAAGAAUGCAGCAUGGAAUGUAAGCCAGCUUGUCAGGAGCAAAAGUAUGAAAUUGAUUACGAUGAAGUGGAAUUUGAAAGUCGUCUGUGUGACGUAGGAGAGGAAAAUUGCAAGUUAAGUUCCAUUUAUCUCCGAGUUAGUUUCAGAAAAUUUAUAUUAUCAAGACGCAUUUUUCAACCAAAAUAUAAUAGUAUUGAACUUUUCAGCUAUAUUGGAGGCUAUAUGGGAAUGUGGCUGGGAAUCAACCUUGUUUCUAUUUUUGAUCUUUCGGAAUCCAUAUUCUUAUUAUUUCACUUUCCUUUCAAACGUAAGAAAGCACAGCGAUCAGGAAUAGAGCCUCAACAUAGACACGUGAAGAAACAUGUAUUUUAAAUAUUUAUACUGUUAUUAUCAUUUGUAGUUCUAACCAUAGUAAUUUCCUAAAUGUAUAUAUUGAAUAGUAUGCACUUUUUUAUGUAUUAUGAACAAUUUGUGCAUAUUUUUAUUGCCAGAAAGUAUUUUUAAAAACAUGAUGAACUAUCAGGAAGUUUUCAGUAAAUUUCCGUGUUG
This is a messenger RNA of Parasteatoda tepidariorum (common house spider), 936 nucleotides long. RefSeq lists its product as uncharacterized. Gene Ontology annotation, cellular component: plasma membrane. Lineage: Eukaryota; Metazoa; Arthropoda; Arachnida; Araneae; Theridiidae. The record is from RefSeq and is a predicted model, not a curated record. Gene Ontology annotation, molecular function: ligand-gated sodium channel activity. Gene Ontology annotation, biological process: sodium ion transmembrane transport.